GUUGCAGAUUUCACGAUGGCGAUGAAUGCUUUAUCGGAGUUCCUUUUUCCGGCGCCUCCUUCAUUGUUUGUGAACGUGAUGACGGUGGUGAGCUCGGCGGUGGUGACGGCCAUAGGGAUUUCCGAAGCUAAGGGAAAGCAUUUGCAGUAUUCCAAGUUCUGGAAUACGAAUACUGCUCCGAAAUCUUCGUCGGAGCAAUUCAAGAUUUCGUCCAGGCUAGGGAUGCUCUUCCUCUAUACUCCUGCGUUUAUCGCCGGCGCUGUGUCGCUCUGGUUCUUUCCGAACGAGGAUCGGAGGAUUCUUCUGAUUAAAUCUGCUCUCACCUUGCAUUUCUUCAAGAGGGACCUUGAGGUACUGUUUGUUCACAAAUACAGCAGCAAAAUGGUAUUGGAUUCAGCAAUCCUGAUCUCCCUGAGCUACUUCUCCUCCACAGCAAUCAUGAUAUACUCCCAGCACCUAUCACAGGGGCUUCCACAGCCGCCCAUUGAUCUCAAGAACAUAGGGAUUGCUCUGUUUCUAACAGGCAUUAUUGGCAACUUGUACCACCAUCUUAUCUUGGCCAACACCAGAAAAGGGGGAGAAACAGGCUACAAAAUCCCCAAAGGAGGCCUCUUCGGUAUCAUCAUCUGCCCUCACUAUCUGUUUGAAAUAAUUGUGUAUUUCGGGUUUGCUUUCAUCUCUCAGACCAUCUACGCCCUCUGCUUCGCCCUCGCCACCGCCGUGUACUUGGGCGGCAGGAGCUACGCCACCAGGCGUUGGUACGCCUCCAAAUUUGACAACUUUCCUAAUCAUGUCAAGGCCCUUAUCCCGUUUCUGUUUUAGGCCCUUCUUCACUGUUUGUUCUUGCUGUGAUGUUAAAAUUUCCAGGUUAAAGUUGAAUUUUGUAUUUAGACACUCUUACUCUCAAGCUUUGAGUUUAGUUUCUAUUUGGUCCCAGACUUUAGUUUUUAUUUGUUUCUCAUGUUGCACUUUUACUCUUUAAGUUUCUAUUUGGUCACUUUUGUCCUUAAAAUACUCUUUUGGUCUUUUGGUCUUUGAAUUUCAAAUUUAGUUUUUAUU
Momordica charantia (bitter melon) is the source of this 1059-nucleotide messenger RNA. RefSeq lists its product as uncharacterized. The record is from RefSeq and is a predicted model, not a curated record. Gene Ontology annotation, biological process: lipid metabolic process. Gene Ontology annotation, molecular function: oxidoreductase activity, acting on the CH-CH group of donors. Lineage: Eukaryota; Viridiplantae; Streptophyta; Magnoliopsida; Cucurbitales; Cucurbitaceae.